Molecule: messenger RNA, 2897 nt
Organism: Sarcophilus harrisii (Tasmanian devil)
Lineage: Eukaryota; Metazoa; Chordata; Mammalia; Dasyuromorphia; Dasyuridae
Gene: TJAP1
Product: tight junction associated protein 1
Exons: 13
Coding region: 463-2124 (553 amino acids)
Biological process (GO): Golgi organization
Cellular component (GO): trans-Golgi network
Source: RefSeq, a predicted model, not a curated record
GUGGGGGCUGGAGGAGUUGGGGCGGAGGCGGGGGCCGGGGCCGGGGGAGCUGACUGCUGAAACUGACAGAGGCUGGCCGGGCGGUGGCCGAGCUGAAGAGUUGGGCUCCAGAGUUGGGCUGCUCGUAAACCAAGCUGUCUGUUUAUAUGGAGAGCCUGGAGGGUGUCUGCCAUGAGUCUGCUGCUAACAACAAGAACUGGCUGGUUUGGGAGAAGACACUAACUCCGGACUGUCGGCCAAAGGAGCUGGAGGGGCCUCAGGAUGAGGAGAGCCAAGGGCUGACUCCAGGACGGCAGAACGGAGGGAGCUGCUGACAAACAGAUGAAUGCCUGAGUGAAUUUCCUUGGUGAGGGCCCAGUCUGAAUCCAUAGACAGUCAGCUUCUCUGCCAGAAACCCUUCCUAAAGGACCAUCUCAGUAAUAAGCUCCCUCCAGAAGGUUAAGGAAUUUUACCUCUUCCAGGAUGACCAGCACAGCUCCCUCUAAGAAGCCAUACCGCAAGGCACCUCCCCAGCACCGGGAGCUGCGGCCUGAGCUGCCUGCUCCAUGGGCUCAGCAGGAGGUCAGCAUGAUUGAAUGCCAGGAGUCCCUGACAGACUCGGAGAGGAUGAAGCUCCUGCAGCAGGAGAAUGAGGAGCUGCGGCGGCGUUUGGCCUCUGCUACCAGUCGCACAGAAGCCCUGGAGCGGGAGCUGGAAAUUGGGCAGGACUACCUGGAGCUAGAGCUGGGUCAGAGCCGGGAAGAACUGGACAAAUUCAAGGACAAGUUCCGACGGUUACAGAAUAGCUACACCGCGUCACAGAGGAAUAACCAGGAGCUGGAAGACAAGUUGCACACACUGGCCUCUCUUAGCCACAGCUGGAUUUUUGCAAUUAAGAAAGCUGAGAUGGACCGUAAAACCUUAGACUGGGAAAUCGUGGAGCUGACCAACAAGCUCUUGGAUGCUAAGACUACCAUUAACAAACUAGAGGAACUCAAUGAACGCUACCGGCAGGACUGUAACCUGGCUGUACAGCUGCUCAAGUGCAAUAAGUCCCAUUUCAGAAACCAUAAGUUUGCUGAUCUGCCCUAUGAACUUCAGGACAUGGUGAGCAAGCAUUUGCACAGCACACAGGAUACCCCUGGCCCUAGCCUGGCUCCUAGCCUGGCCCCAGGAGCCGUGGUGCCCACCUCCGUCAUUGCUCGAGUACUGGAAAAGCCAGAGUCGCUCCUGCUCAACUCUGCCCAGUCUGGCAGCGCCGGACACCCUGUAGCUGAGGAUGUCUUCGUGCAUGUGGAUAUGAGUGAGGGGGUCCCUGAAAAUCCUGCCAGUCCCACAGCUCCGAGGAGUCCCACCUCCCAAACCAAUGGGGAGUGCUGCCCAGCGGACAGUGCUCAGGGUUCAUCGGAGGAAGAGCUGCCCUGUGAGAAGCUGAGCCCUUACCCUACUCCCCCACCCCCCCACCCGUUAUACCCGGGCCGAAAAGUGAUUGAGUUUUCUGAAGACAAGGUGCGGAUUCCCAGGAACAGCCCUCUGCCCAAUUGUACCUAUGCCACCCGACAGGCCAUCUCUCUGAGUCUUGUGGAGGAGGGGUCCGAUCGGGCCCGACUCAGCCCUGGCAGUCCUGCCUCUGCCCAAGCCUCCCCUCGACCACUUGCCAGUCCGCCCUCUGCACCCAGUGCUGUGGCCAGUUCCACCAGCUCUGAGGAAGAUCUGCUGGCCAGCUGGCAGCGAGCGUUUGUGGAUCGGGCACCUCCACCUGCCCCUCUGACCCAACGUACAGGGUUUGGGCGUGAUGCACUUCCAGAUUUAAGCAGUUUUGCUGGCAGCACCUCUGAUGAUAAUGAGGACACUGGCCCUGUGCCCUCCUCUCCAGUUGGUGAGGGGUGUCGACUGUUGUCUUUUCCUAGCCCACCCCCAUCCAGGGAUGAUGAUGAGUUAAAUCUGCCCAUGAGCCCUGAAGAGGAGCGCCAGAAACUACUUCCUGAAGAGGGAGGGGAAGGGUCGGGUACCCCUCCUGGAGAAAGCAAGGUUCGACUGACCUCACACCGUCCCCAGAGAAGCCCCAAGCGGAUGGGUGUACACCAUUUACACCGAAAGGACAGCCUGACCCAGGCCCAGGAACAGGGCAAUUUGCUUAACUAGGGCCUUAAUCACCCUUUCUCUGCUAACAAACACGUUCCCUCUCCCCCUGCCCCCCAACACACUACCAGGUUGUUACUGCAUGGGGGGAUUCUGAGGCAUCUCACUCACUCUAAACUCAGGUUCCCCACUCCUUUGCUCCUCGGACCAGCCAGUUCAAGCCAUUGAAAAGCAGGGAUCUUGACCUUCCUUGGUUGAAGCAUUGAAUCAGUCCCUUCACCCAACUUGAGCUUGGCCAUUUCAAAAACUGGGACCCCAGACACGUCUGUCCACAUAGGGCCCUUUAGGCCCUUACUGAUCGUGCUGAGCAGAGAACAUUAUCUUUUCCCACACUUUGACCAUCCCAUGUUUUGGUCUGCACUGGGUGUUUGAGUAAGGGUGGGGGAGGGGAGGGGAAGGUCCUGUCAGUAUUUGACCCAAGUCUACUUCUCAUGGGAGUUUUUGGGGGAAGGGGUUGUUUUUGAACCCCAAGUUUCUUCUGUUGCCUGAAAUCCUUGAAGCCAUGAUGGCAAGGUUGCUAUAUAGCUGCUGCAGGUCCUUCCAGUAUAGUUGGCCCUAUGGGGUUGUGAGAGUGAAAGGAGGAUGCCUUAGGGCUUUCUGUCUCCUCCUUGGGGACAGUGGGGUAGAGAGAAAUCUGCCUGGGCUGGCCCUAGACCUAGGGAAGACUAUACAGAUGCCCCUCCCCUCCUUUGGCUCUAGACUGUUACUCUCAGCUUUGGGAAGUUUUCACAUUGAUGAGUCUAUUUUAAAAUCAGAAAUAAACUAUUUUAUCGGUA